Molecule: messenger RNA, 4857 nt
Organism: Plasmodium adleri (nom. inval.)
Lineage: Eukaryota; Apicomplexa; Aconoidasida; Haemosporida; Plasmodiidae
Product: conserved Plasmodium protein, unknown function
Exons: 1
Coding region: 1-4857 (1618 amino acids)
Source: RefSeq, a predicted model, not a curated record
AUGUCUACAUUAGAAAACGUUAAGAAUAUUGUUAGUAGUGUUAAUGUAAUUUGUGAUAUUUCUAGUAUAAGCCCUAAUGACAUAGUGAAGAAAGAAGAAAAGGAUGAAAAUAAAAAUAAAGAGAAUUACAUGCUUACAACGGAUACUAUAGAUAGUACUCUUGAAAAUAUUGAUAAUAAUGAAUGUGGUGAUACAACAAAUGUGGAAAGCACAAAUGAACAAAAGAAUGGCUCCUAUCAUAUAAUAGAUGAUAAAAAAAAAACGGAAGAAGGGAAUAUAUUAGAAUAUGAUCAUAAAAUGAAAAUAGAAUAUUAUAAUAACUUAUGUAAUUAUAUUGAUAAUAAAAAAUAUAUACUUAUAAAUGAUAAGGAAAAUAAAACAACGUCAAAAAUAUCGGAUAAUGAUAAUUUCAUGUAUCAGAAUAAUAUGAAUAAGAAUAUUACUAGUGAUGGAAAUAUAUUAAAAGAUGAAUAUAAAAAUAUUGAUGAUAUAAGAGCAGAACAUAAACAGAAAAUGUUAUUAUGUAAUAAUGAAUUUUUAUAUAAAUAUAAAAUAUAUGGAAAAUAUGGAAAGGUGUCAAAAAGAAAUAUAGAAGAAUCUUCUUUUAAUGACUUGUCCAAAUAUGGUUUAAUUUGUGAUGUAUAUAAUAAAAAGUAUAGUUAUUAUAAAGAAAAAAAGAUAAAGAAUAAAUUAAAUUUAUCAAAAAAAAAUUUAACAGAUAGUGAAGUAGAAAAUUAUGACAUUGGAUAUAAUAUAAAAAAGAAUAAUGGAAAAAGAUAUUUAUUAUCAAAUGAUUUUGUAAGUAAUGAAAAUAUAGAAGAAAAAAAAAAAAAAAAAAAUAUGAAUAUAUAUCAGUAUAGAAAUGUGAAAGAAAAUAAUAUAAUAAGAAAUAUAUAUAAUAAUAAUAAUAAUAUGUUAAAUAAAAAAAGAAUGUGUUAUAAAAACAUUCCCUCUUUUAAUUAUAUAAAUACUUUUAAUUUAUUAGAUGAUUCUUCAUUUAGAAUUUCAGAAAAUAAUUUUUAUAAGAAAAUAAAAAAAAAAAAAAAAAAAUUGGAAAAUAUGCAAAGUAUAGAUAUAUAUGAUAAUAACAUGGAUUUAAAAAUUGAUAAUGAAGACAAAUUAAAUAAUAAUGAUAAUAUUUUAAAAAAUGAAGGAUAUAUAGAAAAUAAAAAAGAUUUAGGGGAAAUAAAAAAAAAAAGUACGAAUUUAAAAAGGAACUUGAAUACAGAUUUAAUCAGUAAUAGUAAUUUAAAAAAAAAAAUGAAAAAGGAUAGUGGUUAUUCAUUUUUACAUUUAAAUAUAUAUAAAAAUAAUAAUACUCAUGAUUUCUAUAGAAAUAAUAGUUACAAUACAUAUAUAUUAAAAACUGUAGGGAAUUCAUAUUUAAAACAUAAAAUAAAUGAAAAAAAAAAUAAAAUGAAAAGUACAAUAAUUAAUACAAUCAACUCAAAUAAUACAAAUAAUAUAGACAAUAUUUCAAAUAAGCAACCAUCUGAUAAUAUGGAUAUACAUAUGUAUGGAUCAAAAGAUAAUACGUUUUAUCAUGAUAAUGAGGAGAAGGUUAAUGAUAAUAUAGAAGAAAAGGAUAUUAAACAGAAAAAAAAUGAAUCUAUUGAAACGAAAAAUUAUAUAAAUGAUAAAAAAUUAUCAAACGGUACAAAAUAUGUAAUACAUAAAGAAAAUGUAUUCACAGAUAUAAAUAAUAAGAUUGCACAUGAUUAUAUAUCAAAUGAUAAUAUAUCAAAUGAUAAUAUUUCAAAUGAUAAUAUAUCAAAUGAAUAUAUUCCAUAUGAAUAUUUUACAAAUAAUGAAGAUGUAAACUCAUCGAACUUUUUAAAUAAAUCUGAAAGUUUGAAUAGUAUGUCUUCCACCAAUAGUGCUCAUAUAAAUAAUAUGAUGAACAGUUCAGGUGAAAAUGAUACAAAUUGCAUUCCCACUUUUAACGAUAAGACUGUCGAUUUAUUGCAUUUGAAUUUGCAUGAUGUAGUAAGGAUGUUAGAAAAUCAAAAUAUUGAAAAUCUCUAUACACCUGAGGAGUUAAAAGAAAUAUUAAUACCCAUUAGUGGGGUAUAUUAUUCUGUUUCAGAUGGGAGGUGGAUAUAUCAUCAUAAUAAUAUUGAUGAUGAUGAUAAUAAUAUUGACUAUCCCAAUAAUAUUGAUAAUUCCAAUAAUAUUGAUGAUGAUGGUGGUAAAGAAUUAAAUAAAAUGACUUCUUCUGAACAGACAAAAAACAAAGCAGACAACGAAAAAAAUAUAUUUGAUAAUAAGAAUUAUUCUUUCCAUGAAGGAAGACAAUUAGCAUUAAUGUUGAAAUAUAAAAAUAUAAAAAGGAAGCAUAAUAUUUUUAAAAAUAUAUAUGAUGAAGAAAUGUUCUUCUCGGAUAUCAAUGAUUAUGCAAAUAAAGAAAUAUAUAAUGAUGUAGAUGAUUUAAAUGGUAAUAAAUAUAAUAAAUAUAAUAAAUAUAAUCAAUAUAAUAAAUAUAAUAAUGAAGAAGAUAAAGUGGAAAGUCAAUCGAACAAAUAUGAAUUACAACACCAUGAGAUAUAUAAUGUAUCAUAUGAGCAAAUAAAUAAUAUGAAUGAAGAAGAAAAAUGUAAUGUUAUGGAGAAAACCAACGUUUCUCAGAAUGAUGAAAAUAUAAAAAGAAAUGAACAAAAGGAAAUAUUAAAAGAUGAAUAUGAUAAGGACAAUGAAAUGAAAAAAAUAGAUGACAAAGAAGAAACGAAGAUAAUAAAAAAAAUUCAAAAUAAUGAUAUAAGCCUUCUACAAAAUAUUGAGUGUGAUGAAAAAAUACAUUUUUGUGAUACCAAAAUAGAGGAGAAUAAUAACUCAUCGAAUAAUAAAUUAAAGGAGUUCCAUUUAAAUGAAACAGGAAAUAUUUUAAAAAAUGAAAUGUUAUCAUAUAAUGCUCAUAUAAAUACUUCAAAGAAUAAUGAUGACAUAAAUGAUUGUAUGAAAAAAACUAUAUAUGUAACAAAGGAUACAUGUAAAUAUGAUGCUCUCAAUAACAAAAUAAAUAAUAUUAAUAAUAAUAAUAAUAAAAUCGAAUAUGUACACAUUAAUAAAGAUAUAAAUAAUUUUAAUUCUAGUGAUAAUAUAUGUAGUGAAGAAAAAAAGGAAAAUAUGGAUAAUAGUAAACUUCUUAAAUGUCAUAACUAUGACAAGAAGUAUAGACAAAUUCAUUUUAAAAAUAAAAAAGAUUUAUAUAAAAUGUUAGGUAUAAAUUAUACAAAAGAUAUAAAAAAUAGAAUAAAAUGUUUAGAAGAAGAACAUAUAUUUUAUGAGAAGGAAAAAAAAAAAUGGAUUAUACAAAUUGUAGAACAAAAAAAUAAUACCAUAUUAUAUUUGAAAGAAUUUGACUGUAAGAUAUUUGGAUUUUUAUAUGCAUGUUUUCUAAGUUUAGAAUAUAAACAAUUAUAUCUAGAUUAUUUUCUUAAUGAAAAAAAACAAGAUUAUCUUUUAAAUUUAAUUCAAACACAUUUUAUCAAAAAGAGAAAAACUAAUCAUAUGAUACAUCAACUUAAUAUACACACACAAAAAAAAGAGACGAAUGAAGAAGAAGAAAAAAAUAAAAUGAUAGUUAAUACGAAUAAGUUAUCCUUAAAUGUUGGGAGAUAUCUAUAUGAAAAAGAUAAAAUUAUAAAUUAUCAAAAAAAAAAAAUGGACAAUAUAAAAAAAAAUCAAUAUAUAGAUGAUAAUAUGGAAAGGAAUGAAAUGGUUGAAUAUGUUGAAAAUUCUCAAAAUUAUUAUGUAAAUACUAAAGAUGGAAAGGAUAAUAUAAAUAUAUAUAAAACAAUAAAUCAAAAUUUUAUACAAAAUUUAAAUGGAGGUAAAACAAAUAAUGAGAACAUUAUUUCCAUAUAUGAACAAAAUAAAUCACACGAUUAUAAUAUGCAUAUGUUAAAGAAUCGAAAAUCUAAACAAUUCAAAGACUUCUUUGAUAAAAGCAAAUAUGGAUCAUAUAAAAACAAUGAUAAUACCAUGAUUCCAAAUAUAUGUGGAUAUAAUAAUAUGAUUUCUAUUUGUGAUAAGGAAAAGGAUAUAAUAAAUAAAAAAUAUGAAAAAAACAACCUACAGGAGGAGAGGACCGAAAAAAAUAUUCUAAACUAUAAUAUAAUACAAGAUGAUAAAAAUGAAAAGUUUGAUCAUAAAAUUGAUACAUUAUUAUUAGAUUAUAAAUUUCAUGAUAAAAAUCAAAUAAAUAAUUAUGAACAGGUUGACAAAGAUAUAAAUAAUUUUUAUAUAGAUAAAAAUAUAUGCGUAGAUAUAAAUUCUAGUGACACUCCUAUAUUACAUGAUACACAUAUAUACAACAUGAAAAAUGAAAAAGAAAAUAAUAUAAAUGAUAUAAAAGAAAGUGAUGAUAAUUUUAUGAAUUUAUCAAAUUUUCUUCAGAAUGAAAACGAAAUAACAGAUAAAACAUUAAAAAAAAAAAGAAAUAACUGUUCAUAUAAGAAACAAAAAAAUGUAAAAGAUUCUUUAGCACAUUAUAAAAAUUCUAACUUAAGUAUAGAAUUAGAAGAAGAAGAACGAAAUAAUUUAAUAAAAUUAAAUAAUUAUGUAAAAAUAUUAAAUGAAAAAAAAGAUAUAACAUCAAUAGCUAAACAAACAAUAUUAUUACUUUUAAAAGAUAUUUUAAAUUCUAUUCCUUAUCAAAUGGCACCUUCUAUAACAUCUAGAAAAAUAUAUGAUCGAAAAAUUCAUGCACAUGUACAUUUUGUUUAUCAAUCUAAAAAUAUCAUAGAUUUAGUUCCAUAUUUCUUUAUAUUUAAAAAUAUUAUUAAACAAAAAACACUUCCUAGCAACCAAUCACUAUACAUUUGUAAUGUAUUAUUGUAUGCUUUGUUUGAAGCAUAA